Microdochium trichocladiopsis is the source of this 1244-nucleotide messenger RNA. RefSeq lists its product as uncharacterized. NCBI's taxonomy places the organism in Eukaryota, Fungi, Ascomycota, Sordariomycetes, Xylariales, Microdochiaceae. The coding region runs from base 193 to 1134 and encodes 313 amino acids. The transcript has 2 exons. The record is from RefSeq and is a predicted model, not a curated record.
CACCUCGGCCUUCCUACACUAGUUGGCUUGACAUGGCAUGGCCUCGCAAGCUGCUGUAGUGGUGCCAGGGGGGGUGCCUGUGCGCCCCGUGGGGAAACAGGGGGAUGAUGCUUCGCGCAGGGUGUGUUUGGAGGUGGAGGGAGUGGCAAUGGCUAUCUUGCGGAGGAAACGGAGAAGGGCCGGGGGAUACUUAUGUAUAUAACCUUGACUUCCUGGGGCCUUGUCAUGGUGGGCAAUGGAAACGGGGGAGAUACAUCGAUCUCGCUAGUUUUGCAGUGUUCACGAUACCAAACUUACACGCACGUCGCAAGCACUCCAGGAUCUUUGUCCGGACCUCCUAACACGAAGCAAUCACCAAGAUCUGGCCCCUCCUCUUUGCCCGACCGAAGUAGGCAACCAGGCGAGACCCAAAAGACGACGCAAAAGAUGCGCUGCUCAUCAACCUGUGUUGCCGCCAGCGCACUGGUGGCUUCAGCCAUCGCGACCAACGUCCCCCAAGCCGAGCCAGCCCGUGUGGUCCGAGAGUUCCAGCCACGCCAGGCCAACGGGGAUGGUGCGCCAGGCAACCUACUCUCCAGCCUGCUGGAGCUCGCCAAUGCGUUCGACCUGACUGUCUGCAUUCCGGGAGCGCUGUCGCUCGUCGGCGAGCUGCCGCCUAUCCCGUCAGGACUGGUCAACAACGACAUCAUCACGCAGGUACUCAGCCAGACGACGCUGGCGUCCGACCAGAUCUGCGACUUUUCGAUUACUGGCAAGGCCGGAGAGCAGAUGACGAGCUUUCUGCCGACAUGGUACAGCUGGUACUCGGCGUACUCGUCGACGAUUGACCACAUCAUCUCGCAGUAUGGCUGCACCAAGGCGACGAGCCUGGUCCACACGGUCGAGGACUACCAGACAUGUCCCGCGGUAUCGGGCAUCAUUGCGAGCGGCAUCACUGCCGCGUCGACGACGACUUCGACAUCGAGAGGUCCGGCGCAGACGAGUGCUGCCACGACAACGAGCAGCAGCAGGCCCGCCGCCUCGAGUGCAUCGACACCGGCGCCGGCUCCGCCGAACGGGAGUCCUAGACAGGCGGGGCAUGUUGUCGCGGCGGCGGCGGUGGCCGGGUUGGCAGGUCUUGUAGCCGCGUUGUGAGGGGAGGUGGUCGGAUCGGAUGUCAUGAUCUUGCUUGGCAGACGGCAGGGCUUGGGGAUCCAUCGCGAACGAGAGGCAAAGAGAGAGGAUGGGGAUAUCGCUGAGAAUGG